AUGGCAUCAUCAAACACCCCUGGCUUCAAAUACCUAAAGUUUUUUAAGCCUGAUUUUUACACAAAAAUUGCGGGUUUGCUAAAAGAAGGUUCAACACUCAAAGAUGUUAUCACUCUUGUAUUGCAGAAUCCAGAACAAGAGAAAGAAAUCUUGACUGAAUUUAAAGUCAAGGCCAUGAAAAAUGAUGAAAUACAAGU
This is a messenger RNA of Dentiscutata erythropus, 197 nucleotides long. NCBI's taxonomy places the organism in Eukaryota, Fungi, Glomeromycota, Glomeromycetes, Diversisporales, Gigasporaceae. The record is from the annotation of a GenBank genome assembly.